AAUUUUUUUUCCCCACUUUCUCUCUCUAAAACCCCCCCUUCAAAUCUCUCUCUCAUUAACAUUCUCACCGUCACGCACCCUCCGUUCCAUUAAAUCUCAACAACACGCGCCGCCGCCGCCGUAGUGUUUUACAGUGACCGGAAAACGAAAUCAUUAGCUAACAAUGGGACAACAGUCGUUGAUCUACAGUUUUGUAGCUAGAGGAACUGUGGUUUUAGCUGAAUAUACGGAAUUCACCGGUAAUUUCACUUUAAUUGCUGGUCAAUGUCUCCAGAAGCUUCCGGCGACUAACAACAAGUUCACGUACAACUGCGAUGGCCAUACGUUUAACUACCUUGUUGAAGAAGGAUUCACAUACUGUGUUGUUGCGGUUGAAUCCGUUGGUAGACAGAUUCCCAUUGCUUUUCUUGAGCGCAUCAAGGAGGACUUUACCAAGAAAUAUGGUGGUGGGAAAGCUGCAACAGCUACUGCCAACAGUCUCAACAAAGAAUUUGGCUCCAAGCUGAAGGAACAGAUGCAGUAUUGUGUGGAUCAUCCAGAAGAGAUCAGUAAGCUUUCAAAGGUGAAAGCUCAGGUUUCAGAAGUCAAAGGGGUCAUGAUGGAAAACAUUGAGAAGGUUCUUGAUCGUGGCGAGAAGAUUGAGAUUCUGGUGAAUAAAACAGAGAACCUUCGCGAUCAGGCACAAGAUUUUAGGACACAGGGGACUCAGAUGAGAAGGAAGAUGUGGUUGCAAAAUAUGAAGAUAAAGUUGAUCGUCCUGGGAAUCAUUAUCGCCUUGAUUCUGAUCAUAGUUCUAUCUGUUUGUGGCGGCUUCAACUGUGGCAAGUGAUGCUUGUUCAUGAAUUAGAAAACACUGUUCCUACGAUGAUUGGUUAUUUCAUUAUAUUUUUUUCUUUACUAAUAUAUUUCUUCUUUUUGUCUGGAUGGAAUUUUUCAUGAAUUAUAAUAUUUUGAGAUGUUUGUAUAGCUUGUAGCUGUAUGUACUUUUUGGUAUACAUAUCAGGAACACUUUUGAA
Erigeron canadensis is the source of this 1016-nucleotide messenger RNA. Its product is annotated as vesicle-associated membrane protein 722. The record is from RefSeq and is a predicted model, not a curated record. The transcript is spliced from 5 exons. Bases 164 to 829 code for a protein of 221 amino acids. Lineage: Eukaryota; Viridiplantae; Streptophyta; Magnoliopsida; Asterales; Asteraceae. Gene Ontology annotation, cellular component: membrane. Gene Ontology annotation, biological process: vesicle-mediated transport.